UUCAGUUAUAUUUUCCCCAUUGCCAGCAGAACUCUCUCCUCUAUUCGGAUCUCCGGUGUCGUGGGAACGCAAAUUCGCAUCGGAAAAAAUGGCUCUCCUAGCUAGGAACGCCCGCUGGCUGACCCAAACGGCGCCGUUUAUUCAAAGGGCAGCAACGAUCCACACCACUCUCCCGGCCCUGUCCCAGCAAACCUCGUCCACUCCGACGACCUACGCGCGCCCUCCCCCGCCGUCCACUUCUUCGCCUGGCCUAUCCAAGACGGCCGAGUUCGUCAUCUCGAAAGUCGAUGAUCUGAUGAACUGGGCGCGCCGCGGAUCCAUCUGGCCCAUGACCUUCGGCCUAGCCUGCUGCGCCGUCGAGAUGAUGCACACCGGCGCUGCGCGCUAUGAUCUCGACCGGUUCGGUAUAAUUUUCAGGCCCAGCCCCAGGCAGUCCGAUUGCAUGAUCGUUGCCGGCACUCUCACCAACAAGAUGGCUCCUGCUCUUCGCAAAGUCUAUGAUCAAAUGCCGGAGCCUAGGUGGGUGAUCUCAAUGGGAAGCUGUGCAAAUGGUGGAGGCUACUACCAUUACUCAUAUUCUGUUGUCCGAGGUUGUGACAGGAUUGUUCCAGUUGACAUAUAUGUCCCUGGCUGCCCGCCCACUGCAGAGGCCCUACUUUACGGACUUCUCCAACUGCAGAAAAAGAUCAACCGGCGCAAGGACUUCCUUCUUUGGUGGACAAAGUGAGGGGAGUUUUUUAAGUGCCAAUUCUAUCUUUAUCUGCAGGUUUAUGAAAAAAUAAAGUGAACAAUGGUAAUUUACCCUGAUAUGUGGCAUGAGAAGAAAUUUUUUGUUUUUGCAUUUUUAAGCUGUAUGGAAGCUUUUAGUUUGCCUGUUAAUGGCAUGUUUGUGUGCAUGUAGCUUUGGAUAAAUUGGGAACUCAAAUAAGAAUAUUAAUAUGUUGUCUGCAAA
Ipomoea nil (Japanese morning glory) is the source of this 952-nucleotide messenger RNA. Its product is annotated as NADH dehydrogenase [ubiquinone] iron-sulfur protein 7, mitochondrial. The record is from RefSeq and is a predicted model, not a curated record. Gene Ontology annotation, biological process: electron transport coupled proton transport; mitochondrial respiratory chain complex I assembly; aerobic respiration. Lineage: Eukaryota; Viridiplantae; Streptophyta; Magnoliopsida; Solanales; Convolvulaceae. The transcript has 2 exons. Bases 89 to 727 code for a protein of 212 amino acids. Gene Ontology annotation, molecular function: NADH dehydrogenase (ubiquinone) activity; 4 iron, 4 sulfur cluster binding; quinone binding.